AUGAAUGACAUAGAGCGCAAAAAAAUGGAUAAUAUCCCUUAUUCAUCUUUAGUCGGGAGUUUGAUGUAUGCUCAGACAUGUACUAGGUCGGAUAUAAGUUUUGCGGUCGAUAUGUUGGGUCGUUAUCAAUCAAAUCCUGGACUUAUUCAUUGGAGAGCUGCAAAGAAAGUUUUAAGGUACUUGCAAGACACUAAGGAUCACAUGCUAACGUAUAGAAGAACUAGUAACCUUGAGGUUGUUGGUUACUCGGACUCAGACUAUGUCGGAUGUUCGGAUACCCAGAAGUCCACAUUCGACUAUGUGUUCCUUCUAACUGAUGGAGUUGUCUCAUGGAAGAGUGGUAAGCAUAUUGUCAUUGCUACUUCCACUAUGGAGGCUGAAUUUGUAGCAUGCUUUGAAGCUACAGUUCAAUUGUUAUGGCUACGCAAUUUUGUUGAUGGUUUAGGCAUCGUUGGUACCAUUGCUAAACCGAUGGGGAUUUAUUUUGAUAAUGCGACGGUUGUGUUAUUUUCUAAGAAUGAUAGAUACUCUAAGUGUGCCAAACAUAUGGAUGAAAGUAUCUAUCGGUCAAAUAAGAUGUGCAAAAUCAAAUAG
Hibiscus syriacus is the source of this 594-nucleotide messenger RNA. Its product is annotated as secreted RxLR effector protein 161-like. Bases 1 to 594 code for a protein of 197 amino acids. The transcript has a single exon. The record is from RefSeq and is a predicted model, not a curated record. NCBI's taxonomy places the organism in Eukaryota, Viridiplantae, Streptophyta, Magnoliopsida, Malvales, Malvaceae.